AUGUCUGCAAGAAUGAGAAACCAAAUGGGAAGUAGGCGCACUGAUUCCAAAGUAGGGAAAGUCCUUAGAAAGUUAACCAGUGUCACUGAAAACAUCACGAAAGUGGUGAACCAAGGAAACCGUAAUUCUGACCUUGACUGUUAUAGCGAAGUUUUUAAGAGAGUUGUUGCAGCCAAACCACCUGUUUACUUGGGGAAAGAGGACCCAGACAGUCUUGAAAACUGGAGUUGGGAGUUUGACAAGUUGUUUGAUGUUAUCAAUUGCCCAAGUGAGCUGAGGGUGAACAACGGUGUUUAUUAUCUAAGGGAGGAAGCUGACUUACAGUGGGCCCAAAGAAAGGAUGAGUUGUUGAAGAAACAAAACUUUGGGUGGGAUGAGUUUAAGGAAGCCUUGAGGGAGAAGUUUUACCCUUCUUACUUGAGAAAGCAGAAGUGUAUGGAGUUUACCAACCUGAGAAUAGGGAACAUGUCUAUCAAUGAAUACUACAACAAGUUUAUUGAGUUGAUGAGGUUUGUCCCGGAAGUAGUUUCUAGUGAAACCAUCAAAGCUUAG
This is a messenger RNA of Chenopodium quinoa (quinoa), 552 nucleotides long. RefSeq lists its product as uncharacterized. NCBI's taxonomy places the organism in Eukaryota, Viridiplantae, Streptophyta, Magnoliopsida, Caryophyllales, Amaranthaceae. The coding region runs from base 1 to 552 and encodes 183 amino acids. The transcript has a single exon. The record is from RefSeq and is a predicted model, not a curated record.